UUCACAGCUGAGACCCUCAUUUAAUGAUAUUCUACCUGGGCUGCCCUUGCGGAAUACUUGUUGUAAAGUGUCAUAAAUUAAUUUGACGUUCCUAUUUGGAAUACAUUUAAGCGCAGACGAGACGUUAGGACCGGUCAUUAUAGUGAUGGCAUCGGAGGACACGUUUAAGGUGACUUCACUGAAAGACAAAGUGACCCUCAUCACCGGUGCCAGCUCAGGAAUUGGGGCAGCAACAGCCGUAUUGUUUGCCAAACUUGGUGCUCAGCUUGCAUUAAACGGCCGUGAUGUGGAAAAUCUGAAGAAAAUAGCUGGACAAUGCACUGACUGUGGCGCUCCCCAGCCCUUGCUUGUUCCUGGUGACCUGACUGAUGAGGAGACUGUGAGGAACACUGUCGACCAAACUCUUGCCCAUUUUGGCAGACUUGAUGUCCUAGUUAAUAGUGCAGGAAUCCUGGCCAUGGGCGGUAUUGAAACGGCUGAUUUGGCACAGUAUGAUAAGGUCAUGGAUGUCAAUGUCAGGUCUGUGUUCCACCUGACUCACCUCUGUGUGCCUCAUUUAAUUAAGACACGAGGCUCGAUCGUCAAUGUUUCAAGUGUCAACGGCCAGAGAUCGUUUCCUGGUGUCCUUGCCUACUGUAUGUCUAAAUCAGCCAUUGACCAGUUCACUCGCUGCACAGCACUCGAACUGGCUGAAAAGCAAGUGCGGGUCAAUUCUGUCUGCCCAGGAGUGAUUAUAACUGAAGUUCACAAACGGGCUGGUUUGAAUGAAGAGGAAUAUGCAAAGUUCCUAGAGAAGUGCAAGGUGACCCAUGCCCUGGGACGACCAGGGGAGGCGGAUGAAGUUGCUCACUCCAUUGCUUUCCUGGCGUCAGAUGCUGCGACCUUCAUCACAGGGGUCAACCUUCCUGUGGAUGGGGGUCGGCAUGCCAUGUGUCCAAGAUGAAGGGCUCCUCGCCUAGAGCUGAUCUGGUCUGGUCCAACUGAAAUGGUCUGUUUGAUUUGCUCUCCAACAGGUGAAAAUAAAAUGUGAUUUUGAAGUG
Molecule: messenger RNA, 1040 nt
Organism: Clupea harengus (Atlantic herring)
Lineage: Eukaryota; Metazoa; Chordata; Actinopteri; Clupeiformes; Clupeidae
Molecular function (GO): oxidoreductase activity
Source: RefSeq, a predicted model, not a curated record